This is a messenger RNA of Elaeis guineensis (African oil palm), 1998 nucleotides long. Its product is annotated as nuclear transcription factor Y subunit A-1. Lineage: Eukaryota; Viridiplantae; Streptophyta; Magnoliopsida; Arecales; Arecaceae. The record is from RefSeq and is a predicted model, not a curated record. Gene Ontology annotation, cellular component: CCAAT-binding factor complex. Gene Ontology annotation, molecular function: DNA-binding transcription factor activity; DNA binding. Gene Ontology annotation, biological process: regulation of DNA-templated transcription.
UUAGAGGGAGACCUCCGCAGAAGUGAGAACUGAUCGCUUUUGUCCCCCUUUUUCGAAGUGGAUCUUUUCUUUUUGGGUCCUCCAGAAAAGUUAUAGAUUUUUGAUCGUAGAGGGAAUGGAUUCUUUGAGAAGACGAUGGCCGGAGAUGGCGUAAUUUCUAGGGUUUAUUCGGGAACAGUUGAGUUCCCAGUCGCUGUCCCCCAAUCCCCAUCUCGAUCGCUAGCUCCGCGUUUGAUCACUGUUGCGGGUUUGGCCUGUUCAAAGAGGUCCUUUUAGGGUUAGGGUUUUUUGCUUGGUUGGUCUCCCGGAAUUCUUGAAGAGCUUGGAAGAUUCGGUCGGCGAGAAAGUGAUUUUUGUGGUUGAUCUUACUUGAAAGAUUCGGUCAUGCUUCUGGAUUUUGUGUGCCGGCUAAGGAAAGUUUUAGUUUGAAGAUCAAGAUUUAGAAGCAUGGAAUCACGGGCCGAGGGUACAAAUACAGUAGAUGCCAAUGGGCAAGGUGCUCUGCCAUCCACAAUUAAUGCUCAGCCAUGGUGGCGUGGUCCUGGAUUCGGUGUUAUCUCACCGUCUAUUCUAGCAGAUAGUGCCUCUAAGUCAGCCUCAGUCAACCUCCCUGUGGGAGGUGCCAGGAACAAAGGUGGCCAAGCACAAUCGCAUGAUAGGGCAGAUGGCACAGGUGAUGUUAGCAAAGAGAUGCAGAAUAUUGGCUCACAAAGAGAUGGAAGCUUUGGACAGGAACACCAUCAUCUGCAGCCUGUCUCAUCUACCAUGCCUCCUAUGAUGCCUGAAUACCUUGCACCACAUACCCAGCUGGAACUUGGUCAAUCAAUUGCUUGUGCGACAUAUUCAUAUUCUGAUCCUUAUUUGUCUCGCGUCAUGGCUCCUUAUGGAACUCAAGCACUGGUGCAUCCACAGUUACUUGGGAUGCCUUAUACUCGCAUGCCUUUGCCUCUUGAAAUGACAGAGGAGCCUGUUUAUGUAAAUGCCAAGCAAUAUCAUGGAAUUCUAAGGCGUAGGCAAUCACGUGCCAAGGCUGAGCUUGAGAAGAAAGUUAUAAAAGUUAGAAAGCCGUAUCUUCAUGAAUCUCGUCACCUUCAUGCAAUGAGGAGGGCAAGGGGUUGUGGAGGUCGUUUUCUCAACACAAAGAAAGCUGAAGCUAAUGCUGCUAUCACUAACCCUGAGAAUGGGGGGAAUACAGGUGCAUCAAUUCCAACGCAGUCAGCUAGCUCCUCCGCUUCCCCAGUUCUGCCCUCCAACUGUCCGGGAAGCAAUAUGAAUGAAAUAAAAAGGCCAGUAGUUCAAGAUAUAUGCGAAGCACAGGCGUAUACUAAUGGUAAUGAUGGCUACAAACAGCAGUCUGGCUUCCAAUUGUCAUCUUUUCACUCCAAAUCAGGUGAGAGGGUGGAGGAAGGGGACUGCUCAGGACAGCAGCGUGGUGGCAUCCUUGUGAAUCGGCCCCCAAACAGGGCUGUCGCCAUCCAGUGAUUAUCCCUCAUGAGCAUGGCUAGUGUUUCCAGCAUUUCCCAGUCAAGUCUGAUAUACAUGUCACUUUCUAGUUUAAUUUGCUCACAGCUUAUGUUGGUGGUACUUCUGAGAAGGACUCCUCUGCUUGUUCCACUGCUUGAUUUAGGUGAAGGCAAGAGGGCAAGCUGGAGGCAUGGGGCCAAUUCAAGAGGGAUGUCAUUGGUAGGUCUGAUGUUUAAAGGCAAUUCAUUCUUGGCUUUAUCUUUCCAUUUGCUUUUCUUUCUUUAUUUUCUUUUCUUGUGUUGUGGGAGGAAGCAAGCAAAGGGAGAACAGCUGUGUAGGUCGGUCUAGUGUAACAGUUGGUCUUAUUCUUCUCUGUUUUAGUGUCUUCUCAUAUCUGUUGAAAUACUUGUACCAUGAAAAGGGAUGGCAGAAUGAAGUAAUCUAGUAGUAACUGUAAACAUGCCCUUGUUUAACUUUAUUGGUUUGAAGAUUACAGCAAUCCAAAUCAAUGGUAAGGCCUGCUGUUCAUGAAAA